AUGUCUACACCAGGGACUGCUAAAUCCCGUGCAUUUAUAUCUCAACAGCUCAAACAAGAUGGUCGGCAAAAGGAAACUCGAGUCGCAGGUGCAGGUGCAGUGAAAUUUUGCAACGUCAAUGGAUUUUUGGACAAGCAUUCAAAUGCAGGUGUCCGGAGUUGGAACGUUGACGAUUUAAUCAGAGCAUCUGAAAAACCCUCAAUACUUCGACGCGAGAAGAGCGAUAUGUCUUGCCCCGUUACUAGGUCUCGUCGACCGGAGAGCAGUUUGGAUUGA
Messenger RNA from Opisthorchis viverrini, 276 nucleotides. RefSeq lists its product as hypothetical. The transcript has a single exon. Lineage: Eukaryota; Metazoa; Platyhelminthes; Trematoda; Opisthorchiida; Opisthorchiidae. The record is from RefSeq and is a predicted model, not a curated record. The coding region runs from base 1 to 276 and encodes 91 amino acids.